AGCGUCUACUAUCUUGUGUCAAGUUCCCUGUUAAGUAAUCAUCCACUUUUUAUGCUGCCUUGAGAUGCGAUCGACAAUCCAAGAAGCCAACAGAAUGUCAGGUCAAACCAUAACUAAUGCUUCUACCAUCAAUCUUAGCAGUGGUAAUAUUUUGAACUGGAAUAGUUUGAAGAGAAAAGUGCCAAAGUCUUCAACAGAGGAGAUCAAGUUCUGUUUAAGGCAGACACUGAAAUGCUGUUUAGAUCAAACCUGCGACCAGUCUUGCAGUCUUCAACAAGACGUGAUCACAUUGACUCAUCCACAGAACACUUCAUCUCAGAAGAAUGUUACAAGAGAGGAAAUAAAGGUUACAGUCAAACUUUUGAUAACAAAGACUGAUGAGGAGGAGAUUACAGAAGCACUAGAAAGAGUGCUGAAGGAGCUUGAAAUCGAUAAGAUAGAUGUCCUCCUGCUCGCUCUCUCAAAGACGCCCAAUGUGAUAGAAGAUAAUUUGACCUUUGAGCAUCUGAAGCCCUUGUGGAGCGAGCUGGAAGACGAGGUCCGCAAAGGCAGGAUAGUUAAUCUUGGUAUAUGUGAUGCCGAUAAGACUAUGCUUGAGGAGUUGUACGAAUGGGCAACGGUGAAGCCUAUCAUUGAUCAGCUGAACCAGGAUACAUGCUGUGUGAUUCCUGAAGAUCUCAAAGAAUAUGCCAAGGCUAACAAAAUCCAGUUAUUGACUCACAACGACAAGAGUGACCUGCUUCCACCGGAGGAAUUUCAGGGUGUCCUUGCAGAGUUCUUUCCAGGGGCAGACUCGGAGCGCUGGUACCCGGCAUGGACGUUGCGUUUCACUGUCCUCAUCCGUUGCAGGGGGGUCAUCACCACCAAAGGCUACAUCCUCAAGGCACUCAAGGAUCGCGACUGACAACCUUGAUGUUGUCCAAGGCGCAUUCAGGGUCUGUAACACAAAACUCAGUAGGUGAUCGUAGGACUAUAAUGAUUAAAUGAAUUGAUUAUUAUCUGAAAUCGAUGAUACAAAUCAAUGGUACAAUCAAUCCCUGUUUUUCUAAGAGUUGAAAUUUAUUCAAGUCAGCAUCAUCUAUGGCAAGCCAUAGCUGUACGACACCUCUCUAGAGAUUUGAGUCCGACAAUCUGAAUCACAGAGUUGCUGGCUCUACAUAAUUAAGAUUGAUUUGAAUCAACUGCAACUCUUUGUGCUAUCGGGCCCUGCUCUCUUCAAGCACCUCAUCUCACUUUGAACAAUGGGUCAAGUUCCUGAGAAGAACAUGUUCCAAGAAUGAUGUCAAAGUCCAUCGAAUGUGGAGGGUCUACUCUGUGAAGUACUAAAGUUUCAUUCUUUUUGUUUGUAUCUAGGGAUAGCUUUAUUUCCCUUAUCCCUAUAUUGUAGAUGAGAUAAGAAUGAUUUGAAUGUAUCAAUAUAUUUUAAUUCUCAAAUGUCUUAUAUAUAUAUAUAUAUUAUUUUUUUUAUAUAUUUGCUAGAUAUCUUUCAUUUAAUGAUUUUGGUAUAAAGCCAAAAUUUUAUUCAAACAUGGCAUAGAUGAUUGUGUUAAGGGAUAUAUUCAUGUAAUGUUUAUAGGUCUAAAGGGUAUGUCAUAAACCUGUUCAUAGAAUUGCCAUUGAUUUUACAAACAUGUUUUCAAGUAGCUGAAUAAUGAAAAAUGGGAGCCAGUACUUGAAACAAUCAUUCUGUUUCAACUUCCAGUUCUUGGAAUGGCUGUUUCAAUUAACUUCUUAGAAUUUGCAAAGAAUUAAUUUUGUAACUUAAAAACUAUGCAAAGAUACGAUUUGUUCUUAGGAAGACCAAUCUCAAUACCUGAAUUCUUUAAUACACGCAGGGAUUGGGAUUUUAAGUACGUGGUAGUGAAAAUCUGAGAUAAUUAUUAUUGAGAGCGAUACCAACAUCUGACCAUUCAUUGACCUACAGUCAUAUGAAAUUUUUCUCCAGGAAAGAAUAUAUUUUUCAAAUCUUUGUUUUUAAUCUACCCAAUGCCUUUCAAUAAUCUGUUUUAACAUUGGUUUCAUGGUUUAUAAGUAAAUAUAAAUCUAUCCAAAGAAAAUUAUUCAUCUUACCUUGAAUACAUAAAAAAAUGAUCAUAAUUUUCCCUAAUAAAAUCUAGACAUAAGAAUGUGUAUAAUAAGGUACACUUUGAUUUGCUUCUACUUUUUUCCAAUUCAAAGUAAUUUCAGCUACAAUUAAUAAUUCGUAUUACUGUAAUAUAGUUCAGUUUUGUUGAUAUUAAAAUGCCUACUUGUAUGGGUUUUUCUAGACCUUGUUUGGCAAUCCAAGACAUGUAAAUAUUUCAUUUUAUUUGUCUGAAUAAAUUCAAAUAAAUUCAAGCUUUCACGCCAGGCACUCCAUAGUAUGUCAUUCAUAAGAUCAUGUAGCACUUCAUGAAUUGAUAUAGUUGUAGGUUGAUUCUACUCUUGUUUGAUGCAAAGUACUUUAUGCCAGUUGUUAUUGCUAUUAUUAGCUAUGAAGAUAUAUUUUAUUACACAUCGAAGGAGGAGCUUAGAUGCUCAUGGCACUCCACAGUGAUGUCAUUCAUGAAAUCAUUUGGAACUUUAUGAACAGCUUUGCAAAAUACGUGCUGAGUUGAUUGAUUUUCUUAACUGUGCCAUAAUCAAGCAUUGUAAAUGAAGUGAUUUAUAUAAGCAUUAUGAUUUAACUCGUAACAUUUGAUAUACUUCAGGCAAUUAUUUUAGUUGAUUGUAUUCAAAGUGAUCUUAGAGGAAUAUAUUUAAUGCUUCAUAUUACAUGAAUGAUAUAAGGAUGUAGUGUGAUUUCUUCAAAUCAAAAGCCCAUAUGCUUGUUUCGAUGUGAAUUAACAAAAGUCAGCAAGACUUUCCAUAUUGUACAGAUGUGGCAGAGUCAUGGCAUAAUGGUUCCAUUGCAUGGUAAUGUCAUAAUGAUUUCAUUAUUACAUCUUGAGUCACAAGGCUUUUUUUUAAAUUAUAUUAGUUUGAAAUGUCACUUCUAUUUGGAGACAAGUUUUUAGGGGGAACAAAUGAAGUCGGUCAAUGGGGAAUGUAUGUUGAUGUGUAAAUACAGUAGUGCAGCUGAUAUUAGUGUUAUGUGCCUGGCAGAAUUUCUUUUAUUUUUACUGAAUAAUAAAUCAAACAAGAUGAAAAGAAAGGGAGAUCGUUGAAGUGUAUCGUGUAUGUGUACCCUUUGAUGAUGUCAUAUUUCAAAAAUGCAAACAAAGCAUUCAAAUUUCAGCGAAGAUUUUUUUCGAAUGGAUGUAAAAUUAUUUAAAGUGCAAUUUUCGUAGAUCUAAUGGGGUGCAUACCCUGGCCUCGAACUGUCAUUGCUUUUUUUUUUAAAAAAGGUAUUCAUUAGAUGGCAAUUUUUGGUCACAUUCGCAUUUCCUUAUAACACUGUAUGCCUGUAAUAAUACUCCUUUAUGGUGAUUAAGUGAACGUAGAAAUUUUGUCUUCUGAAAUUGGGACUUUUCCUCCAAUUCUGAUAUGUGUAGUAAUUAUUGUACAGUACAUCGGUGUGUAGGUUUUUGUACAAAUUCUUUUCCAAAUUUACUGUGGCAGAUCAAGAUAUAUACUAUGUAUCAACGUACAUGUACAUGCAAAGCAUCAAUUAUAUUAAAUUGUAUGUUUACAGAAUAGAUUAGACUGAAAAGAUGA
Messenger RNA from Lytechinus variegatus (green sea urchin), 3636 nucleotides. RefSeq names its product glutamate--cysteine ligase regulatory subunit-like (gene gclm). The coding region runs from base 65 to 904 and encodes 279 amino acids. NCBI's taxonomy places the organism in Eukaryota, Metazoa, Echinodermata, Echinoidea, Temnopleuroida, Toxopneustidae. Gene Ontology annotation, cellular component: glutamate-cysteine ligase complex. The transcript has 5 exons. Gene Ontology annotation, biological process: glutathione biosynthetic process. The record is from RefSeq and is a predicted model, not a curated record. Gene Ontology annotation, molecular function: glutamate-cysteine ligase catalytic subunit binding; enzyme regulator activity.